Sphaerulina musiva SO2202 is the source of this 532-nucleotide messenger RNA. RefSeq lists its product as uncharacterized. The transcript is spliced from 3 exons. Bases 61 to 504 code for a protein of 147 amino acids. Lineage: Eukaryota; Fungi; Ascomycota; Dothideomycetes; Mycosphaerellales; Mycosphaerellaceae. The record is from RefSeq and is a predicted model, not a curated record.
GUUACCACCUCCCAUCACAACAUCUCCCAUAGAACCCUCUCCCCUUUUCCAAGGGCGGUAAUGGUGCGCAAGCACGGUAGUCUCACCAAGGACGAGGAAAUCAAUGAAGCAUCAUGGGUAGCAGCUCGAGGGGCUGCCACUGGAGCAGCAAAGUGGGGACUAUUCUCGAUCCUCGCCGCCGGAGCAGGCUAUGCCUUUUCUCCCCUAUACAGAGGACUAACUUUUCAAUUCAAAGUAUUCCUCCAAAUGUCCGGCAUGACAGCAGGAGCCAUCAUCGACGCCGACCGCAGACUAAUCGCCCACGAGAAAAUGAUGCGCAAUCGGAAAAAAGUCGCGCGAGAUGCUGAAGUGUGGAGACGAUAUGAAGAGGAUUAUCAACUGUUGUUGGAAGAACAGGCUACUCCUACAGGUACUCCUACAGGUACUCCUACUAGUACUGCUACUGCUAGUACGAAUAAAGAUGCUGCUCCUCCUCCGCCUUCGAAGAACAAGGAGGAGGAGUAGACUGUUGUAAUUUACUUUUAACUUUACU